UUACUGGAAGGAAAGUCUGUCAACACUGUCAUACCUGCCUUCGAAAGGUGAAGGUGGUAAAGUAGUAAAAAUGAAAGUAAGUCGACAUUAUACAUAUGUACAGUCUGAGUCUCAGUUACAACCUUGUAUAGGGCAUGUUUAAAAGUUCCCAGAGUUGUUAGAAAUGGCAGACGGCUGUGGGCAAAACAUACAAGGUGAAGGGUACCAGCAUGCCGUGUUUUUUGAAGCGGAACAUCUGAAGAAAAAAGAAAAAAAGAAGAUACAGAAUUUCUUUAGAAUCAAGAGAAAUGGGGGAGGAGAAUGUGGAGAUGUGGAGGAGGUGGGAGAGAAGACCUACAGGAUUGCCUUCCUGGAGAAAAGGGUCCAGGAGAGAGUGUUGGAGAGAAGAGACCAUGUGAUCCCCCUGCCAGGUGGUGAGCUGUGUGUCUCAGUGAGAGACAGACGGUCUCCUGACUCCACAGAUCCACAUCAACCUCCACAGCUGCCCUCGGACGACCAGCAGACCCCAUCUAGCAGUAAGGAGCUAGAGAAGGUGUUCAUCAUGGACCAAUACCUCCUCCAGUACCUCAGGGACUGUCCCAAGGCAAACCAGGCUCUGAACAAACAGCUCAUCGCCCUCAAAUCCUCCGUCCAGCUCUCCCCCGAGACAGAGCAGGCUGUGGUGAAGUUUGAGGCUUCUGGGGCGGGGCCAGUUGCCAGGCCAACGCUACUUGAAUGGGUUCUGCAGGUGGAGCAGAUUUUUGACAAUGUGAAGAAUGUCUAUCGUCCCCACUAUGAGAUGGACUCAGCUGGAGUGAAGAUCUUAAAGUUGAACAUUGCUGUCCUGGUGACUGAAGAUGUGAAGGUGUAUUUGGAAGAAGAUGACUUUGCUGUGGUGGUGGGGAGAAACGUGAACGAGAAGCUGAAGAUGCUGGAGGAGAAGAACCAAACAAGGAAGGAUUGCCCAGUGUCAGAGAGACAGUACUACUUGGUGAAGGAGGAGCUUGAGAAGGAACUGAGGGUCCUCAGCCCCGGAGUGAAAAUCUCCCAAAAUGGACCCAACAAUCUCAUCCUCGAGGGACCCAACCAGGAAGUUCAGCUGGGAUUGACAAAACUACAAGAGCUGUUAAAAGAUAUAAAAGAAAAAAGAUUUCAGCUUCUCAACACUCUGUUAGACUUCCUGGUGUCCAGUGGUUCUGUCUCCAGAUUCCAGGCCCGCUUUGAGCGAAGCCUGUGCUGCCCAGUUGCUCUGGAGAUUGGGUCGGACCUAAUCCUGUCCAGCUUGUCAACAGACGCACUGGAAGAAGCUGCAACCAUGGUUUUUAAGGAAUUGUGCUGGUUCACUGAGCCACUAGAGGAACCUUUGGGCCAACCUCCAGCACUGGACUGGCUGAAGGAAGCCCUAAGAAAAGUCCAGGGUGAGGCCAAUGUCACAGGCUCCAGGGUGGUGGUCAAAUACCAGCAAGGAUCCUGUGGAGACCCCAGGACCAGAGUGCAGCUGGUGGGCUACAGUGAGGAGGUGGGGAGGCUCAAGAAGGUAAUAGUGGACUACCAGGCUGAAGUCCAUGAAAGCAUGCCUCUGCCUCUUCUAGAAAUGGUUGACUCAUUUGAUAAAGUCAAAGACCUGAUGGGUCUAAAUCUAAACCCGGGUGUUCGACUAACAUUGUCUCACUCCCCGGUUCCUUGCGUGAAGCUGUCUGGACCCCGGUGUCUUGUUCAGAAAGUCUUGGAAGACUUCAAAACCAUUCUGGACUGCAUGACCUGGAAAAAGGUGAUCCUGGAGGGGCAAGGGGCUUCACUGUAUUGCCUUGGGGAGGGGAAGGGGGACCUGGAGCAGGUGGAGCGUGAAUUUCAAGUCCUCAUAUGGCCCCAGCAGGAGAGACGAAGUCGGUUAGAAGCAGCGAUCCGUCGGGCUGGAAUUGCAGCCAGUUCCACUAGGGGGAGCAGUCCUGAUCAAGCUCCCACAAGUUCCCCUCUCAGCCAUGCAGACUUGGAGGUUGUGUUGGGCAGUCUGGAAAAACAGCAGGUGGAUGGUCUGGUUGCACCAAUGGUCAACACACAACUGCAAUCCUGUGUGUUGGGCAUCUGUUUGAAUUCUCUAUCAAGCGAAUUCCUGACCAACUUUGACCGAGCAGCAGCAGGGCGGUGCCUUGUCCCUGGGGAGGUCUUGGAGGUGAAGCUGUCUUCGUCCCUGAAAAGCAGCACAGUCUUCUUCAUAGAGUGCCUGCCCUGGGACGCAGAAGAGGGGCAGAGCGAGAAGGCACUGCGUAGUGGACUGGCCCUGGUUCUGGAUAUGUGCAGGCAGCAGGGCCUGAGUUCUGUGGCUCUGCCCGUGAUCGGACCUGGGAGAGCUCUCAAGUUCCCUUCAUGUGAGGCAGCACGUAUUGUGACAGAAGAGAUUAUAAAGUUGGGGUGGUCAGGAUCUACAGGAUUAAUCUCAACCAUCCGCAUCGUGAUCAAGCCUGGGUACCCUGACUCUGAUGAGAACUUUCAGCAUGUCUACACGGGACUCACAUCCAAAAUUGUGAACUGGAGAGGAAAAGCGGUCUUCAGCUCAUUGACCUCUGACUUGGAUACGAUCACCCUGGAGGUCGCGGGUGUCCGAGUGCAGCUGGUAUUUGGUGACAUCACCAAAGAGACAACAGAUGUAGUUGUAAACUCUACCAACUUUGUUGACCUACAGUCAGGCGUAUGCAAGGACAUCCUGACUGUGGCCGGACCUAAGGUGGAGACUGAACUGAGAUCAGCCCAUGUGAACAGAGGAGGGUUGUAUGAGACCAAGCACGGUCGAUUCCCCUGCAAGUCCAUUCUGCACGUGUGGGGACAGAGCAACACCACCGUGAUCCAAGGCCUGGUCAGUGACAUCAUGAAGACAUGUGACCAGAAAGGAUACCAGUCAGUGGCCAUCCCUGCUAUCAGUGCAGGUAAGGCAGGGCUAGACCAUAAGCUGGUGGCAGACAGCAUUCUCCAGGGAGUCAAGGCAACGGCAUCCUCCACUCCUCUCCACCACCUCAAACUGGUUCGCCUCGUCCUCAUCAAGAUGGACGUUUUCCUGGCAUUCAAAGGUUCCGCUGAGAAGCUCUUUCCCUCAGGGUUUCUCAAAACAGCUCUCCUGUCUCUGUCCUCCAAUAGCCCAAGAUCACUUCAGCCCAAUCCUCCAUCCUCCACAGACCCAGACCUGAGCAGCCUUCUGCCCACAAGCAGCUCCCCAGACUCCCCAUCUGAGGUCCUUGUGCUGGGCCUGUGUGACGAGGAUGUGUCCAAGGCAGGUGCAGAGAUCAAGAGACUCUACCAGGACCAGUGCAGCCAACACAGCUUCACGAGGGAAGACCUAGCUAGGCUCACUCAGGCUGAGCUAAUCGAGCUGAGCAGGCAGGUGUCAUCUCUGAACCUGACCAUGAAGCUCCAGGGUGGGGGUCAGGGUCAGUCUACCCAGGGAGGAUUCACCCUGAGUGGGCCAAAGGAUGGAGUGAAUAAGGCAGUCCAGAAGGUCCAGGGGUAUAUCCACAGUUGUCUGCGCCAGAAGAUGAGGCAGAAGGAGCAGGAGGAGGCGUACUCCCGCGUGACCUGGUGCAUGAUGGGAACCAGUGGUGACUGGGAGAGGGUCCCAAAGGAGGCCAACCUCCAGCUAGAGAAGCAGGAGGUGCAGGGUGGAGUGGUGGAUGGGCUGGGGGUAAACUGGGUGGUGGAUUUGAGGAAGAUGGAGGCCACUGCCCAGAGUUCAGGCAGGGUGACUAAGCUGAAACGUCUGGAGAACUUUGAAAAUUUCUUGCUCCCUCUGGAGUGGGACAGCAUGGCUCUGGGAGAGUCCCUGAAGCUGGUAGAGCUGCCCACCUCCUCUCUAGAGUUCCACAGGGUGACAGAGGACUUCAGGAGGUCCGCCUCCAACAAGACUGUGCUCAAAAUUGAACGCGUUCAGAACGUACACUUGCGGAAGGCCUACGAGGUGAAAAAAAAACAGAUGGAGGAUAAGAACAGGCUGUGCGGAGGCGCGGGCGAGAAGCUGCUGUACCACGGUACCACACCUGAGGGAAGCCAGUCCAUCCUGGAGACUGGCUUUAACAGGAGCUUCGCUGGUCAGAACGCCACUUCUUUUGGAAAAGGGACAUACUUUGCUGUGAAUGCUAGCCGGUCCGCUAACCCCACCUACUCACGGCCAGACCAGGACGGCAACCAGCUGAUGUUUGUGGCCAGGGUCCUGACAGGGCAGUACACGCAAGGCAAGGCAAACAUGAUUAUCCCUCCGCCCCGCUCCCCCCAGCUGCCCAACGACCGCUACGACAGCCUGGUAGACGACAUACAAAACCCCACCAUGUUUAUCGUCUUUCACGACGACCAGGCCUACCCCGAAUACCUUAUUACCUUUAAACAAGGUUGUAGUUUGUAGUGUAAUACUGCAGUAGUAGCCAGGAAAGCUACUUGUAUAAGACUAGUAGUACUGGGAAGGAUAUUAUGGGUUGUAAGGGUCGUAAUGACAGAUUUACUAUAGCCUAUUAAAAUAGACUACUGUUGCAUUCUGCUCUGAUUAAAUCACAUCUGUCUUCUUCAUCAUGCCUCAAAAAAGAGAGAGUCUGAUAGUAGCCUGCCAGUGUGUGUCUGCACUGGUCAGCAUUUUUGUUUAGUGCACUUUACUCUCUUUUCAAUCAGCUGGAUGUCUAACACUUACAAACCCAGAACAUGAACAUAAAGUCUGACCCUGUAUUUGAAUGGAGACACAAAAUGGACAACAAUUGCACUACACACUUCUGAUACUUGAUUUUCCGCUGUAUUUGCUAUGUGUAAGUCACUUUGGACAAAAUCAUCAUAAAUGUAAUAUAAAUUAAACAAGGACAAAUGAAAGGUACUGGUUUAUAUUCACUUACAGACAGGAAAGUGAACAGUGAACACAACUGAACUAGGAGUGAAGAAAGCAAAGUGAGAACUUGAAGCAGUGUACAUUACAAAAAUGUUAUUGCACAAAGUAAAAUGUUAGUCAAACAAGCUGUCAUUGCCUUUAGGUGAGUUGGGGUCACCUAUGGGUGACUGAGGGGUGGGAUUUCGCAGAUCUGCACCAGGAGAAAGAGGGUGCAGG
This is a messenger RNA of Hypomesus transpacificus, 5050 nucleotides long. RefSeq names its product protein mono-ADP-ribosyltransferase PARP14-like. Gene Ontology annotation, cellular component: cytoplasm; nucleus. The transcript has 14 exons. The record is from RefSeq and is a predicted model, not a curated record. NCBI's taxonomy places the organism in Eukaryota, Metazoa, Chordata, Actinopteri, Osmeriformes, Osmeridae. Gene Ontology annotation, molecular function: NAD+ poly-ADP-ribosyltransferase activity; transcription corepressor activity. Gene Ontology annotation, biological process: negative regulation of gene expression. The coding region runs from base 164 to 4366 and encodes 1400 amino acids.